UUUUGCAUCAAAACUGUGUAGACUGAUGUGCUGUUAACUGUUUACGGAACCGUGCAUUCUUCUUCAUUAACGGAACAAACAAGACGCACAGAAUCUUUCUGGGAAAAAUACCAUCUGACUCGAUUUCUGAGAAAGCAUAACUCAACGUAUAAGGCACUCUCUCGACAGCCGAUAAAGUAUUAUACAAGCAUGUCACGAUUGAUCAAGACGGUUAUACUAGGCGCGUACGCAGCAUUAAUAUACCAAUUCAUUCGAACAGUCUUCCUAACACGACACUUAGAGUUAAUCGAAAUCGACUACAUACUCGAUACAAGACCAAGCAAAUUGUUACAAAGAGAAAUGGUAAGGCGAAAACAAGUGGCCUCAGUGAUGAAUCUGCAUUUCAAGAAACUGGACAGGCUACCGACCGAUUACAAGUAUAUACUGAAAUGGACUGAUGCAUACGCGCAUUAUAUGACGCCGUUGAAAAGGAACCACCAAAAUGUUUUCGUUGAUUCCAAUUGCUCGUUCGUCAAUUGCUAUCUAACGACCGAUAGGCGUCUUCUCUCCGACGUCAGGCACUUCGAUGCUAUUUUGUUCGACGUCGAAAAUAAUUGGGACUUCCAUCCCCUAAUCAGAAGUCCUUACCAGAAGUUCGUAUUCGUUGCAAUGGAAUCAGCAGCAAGCUAUCCUUUAUGCUACAAGGGUUGGGAUAACUACUUCAACCUCACUUGGACAUACAAACUAGACUCUGAUAUCCGAUGGUCAUACAUUACUGUUCUGGACAAAAAUGGUACGGUUGUUGGUCCAAAAGUAGACAUGAAUUGGGUUGACCCAAUGGAUCCUGCUCCAGAAAGUGUGAUGAAGGUCAUAAAAGGGAAGAAUAAGACGGCAGCUUGGUUUGUCUCUCAUUGCAAGUCCAAGGGCAAGCGAGAGGAUUACGUGGAUAGGUUGCAAGCUGCUCUAAGGAAGUAUGGGUUGGAAGUUGACAUAUUUGGAUGGUGUGGAAAAUUGCAGUGCACCAAAGAUCGGCUGUCAGAUUGUCUGAAAAUCGUGGAGCAGGAAUAUUUCUUCUAUCUGGCAUUUGAGAAUUCCCUCUCGGAGGACUAUGUGACUGAGAAGCUGCUGUAUGCUGUGCAUCAUCACACUGUUCCUAUUGUUUAUGGUGGCGCUAACUACUCACGAUUCCUUCCCCCAGGUUCGUAUAUAAAUGCAAGGGAGCAUGAACCUAGAAUUGUUGCUUCUAUGAUGCAUAAGGCUAUCAACAAUCCUCAAGUUUACGAGGAUUAUUUUCGGUGGCAUAACUACUACACAUACAAGCGCUCGCCUGAAGACACUGACGUUUGCAAUCUGUGCGAGCGUCUCAACGAGCCCUUGACAUUUAGAGCUGUGAAAAACCUAAGAAAGUGGUGGCUGGAGGAUUAUGAAAAAGUUUGCAAGGUCGAAGUACUAAAAAACAACACUGAAAAGCCGUGUGACAUCGACCGCACCGUGUUCACCGUUUAUAGCGUCACACCGCACAUAGUUAUAGAAGCCACGAAGUACGAAGACGUGACAACGAUCCACCACCGAUUAUAG
Ostrinia furnacalis (Asian corn borer) is the source of this 1557-nucleotide messenger RNA. RefSeq names its product alpha-(1,3)-fucosyltransferase C. Lineage: Eukaryota; Metazoa; Arthropoda; Insecta; Lepidoptera; Crambidae. Gene Ontology annotation, cellular component: membrane. The record is from RefSeq and is a predicted model, not a curated record. The coding region runs from base 190 to 1557 and encodes 455 amino acids. The transcript is spliced from 4 exons. Gene Ontology annotation, molecular function: fucosyltransferase activity.